Molecule: messenger RNA, 706 nt
Organism: Prunus persica (peach)
Lineage: Eukaryota; Viridiplantae; Streptophyta; Magnoliopsida; Rosales; Rosaceae
Product: photosystem II 10 kDa polypeptide, chloroplastic
Exons: 5
Coding region: 76-495 (139 amino acids)
Biological process (GO): photosynthesis
Cellular component (GO): photosystem II; photosystem II oxygen evolving complex; thylakoid membrane
Source: RefSeq, a predicted model, not a curated record
AUGCCACAAGCCACACGAUAGCCAAUCAUCAAAGUUGCAGAGAAAGCUAAAAGCUCAGAGCCUGAGAGAGUAAAAAUGGCAGCCUCAGUUAUGGCUUCAGUGAGUCUAAAACCAUCUCCUUUCACUGUUGAGAAGUCAGCAGUGAGAGGCCUUCCCUCUCUUGCCAGGACUUCUUCUUCAUUCAAGGUUCAAGCCAGUGGUGGCAAGAAGAUCAAAACUGACACACCCUAUGGAACCGGUGGUGGCAUGAACUUGAAGGAUGGGAAAGAUGCCUCCGGGAGGAAGCCUACGGGUAAGGGUGUCUACCAGUUUGUAGACAAGUAUGGUGCUAAUGUUGAUGGCUACAGUCCCAUCUACAACAGAGAUGAAUGGUCACCAUCUGGUGAUGUUUAUGCUGGGGGUGCUACUGGCUUGGCCAUCUGGGCUGUUACCCUACUUGGCAUUCUUGCAGGGGGUGCUCUUCUUGUUUACAACACAAGUGCUUUGUCACAGUAGAAUUAUUAAUUAAUCCUCUGUUGUUGUAAUGUAUGUGCUGUUAAUUACUAUAGCCUACCCCAACUAGCUGUCCUGAUGAACAAGAAGAACAUUAAAGAAAUACUCUGUGCAAAUCUUAAUUGUAAUGUUUUGGCAUGGAUUGUUCAAUUUGAUGCCUGUAAUAUUGUGCUGGACUUCUUCUCUUUCAUUUAUUUAUAUGUUUUUUUAUUCA